UGUUUGUUUGUUUGUUUGUUUUAAAUUUCUUUGAAUAGUUACCUUUAAAUUGCUAGUAGAAAAGCAUAGGGUGCUGUAUUUAGCUUAUGUUUAAAUAAUGUAAAGAUCAGAAAAGCCCAUUAUUUAAUUAGCAUAUGCUUAUUGAGUUGUUGAGAUUAAGGGGGGGCAAAACUUAGAAUAUAUGCUACUAUCUCCUUAUAAUUGUAAGAUCCUCAUACUUUUUCUUCAGCUAAAUGAGCCAUCUCCCCCUUACCAUAUUUUCUUUAAUCCUAGGAUUUUCAAAUGUAUGACUGUGCUGAUAUUUGGAAUAAAUGUCUGGGGAAAACUAUACCACAGUGACUGAAUUCAUCUUGCUAGGGCUAACAGACUCACCUGAACUUCAAAUUAUACUCUUUAUCUUAUUUUUGGUCAUUUAUACUCUCACAUUAAUGGGCAAUUCAGGAAUGAUUAUAUUAAUCAAAAUAGAUUCUCAACUCCACACACCUAUGUAUUUUUUUCUGACCAACUUGUCCUUCAAUGACAUUUUUUAUUCUUCAACUAUCACUCCAAAGAUGUUAGUUGAUUUAUUGUCUGAAAGAAAAGUCAUCUCUUUUGCUGGGUGCUUUCUGCAGCUGUAUGUCUUUAUUGCUUUGACAACCACUGAAUGUAUCCUCUUUGGAUUGAUGGCUUAUGACCGUUAUGUGGCCAUCUGUAACCCCCUGCUUUACCCAGUUAUCAUGUCAAGGGCAGUCUGCUUGAAGAUGGCCAUGGGAGCCUUCACAGCAGGAUUCCUAAACUCAAUUAUUCAUACCAGUUACAUAAGUAGCUUAUCUUACUGUGGCUCCAAUGUCAUCCACCAUUUUUUCUGUGACAGUUCCCCAAUCCUCAAACUCUCUUGUUCUGACACUCAAAUGAAUGAAACCAUCAUUUUCAUCUGUGUUGGGGUAAACAUGUUAGGGGCUCUUUUGAUCAUCCUUACUUCUUAUAUCUAUAUUCUCUUCUCUAUUUUACGCUUGAAUUCAGUUGAAGGGAAGCGUAAAGCUUUCUCAACCUGUGCUUCUCAUCUUACAGCUAUUGGUAUAUUUUAUGGAACUGAGCUUAUUACUUAUUUGUGUCCAAGUUCAAAGUACUCCCCAAUUAAGGAAAAAUUAUGGCUGUAUUCUACACAGUGGUUAUCCCAAUGCUGAACCCUUUAAUCUACAGCCUGAGAAAUGAAGAUGUAAAGAAGG
This is a messenger RNA of Sarcophilus harrisii (Tasmanian devil), 1208 nucleotides long. Its product is annotated as olfactory receptor 5F1-like. NCBI's taxonomy places the organism in Eukaryota, Metazoa, Chordata, Mammalia, Dasyuromorphia, Dasyuridae. The record is from RefSeq and is a predicted model, not a curated record. Gene Ontology annotation, cellular component: membrane. Gene Ontology annotation, biological process: sensory perception of smell; G protein-coupled receptor signaling pathway. Gene Ontology annotation, molecular function: olfactory receptor activity; G protein-coupled receptor activity; odorant binding.